AUGGAACAAGAACAACAUCAUCCCCAAGAACAAGUCGCUGCUCAGGGCAUUCAUGCCCAAGCAGGCAAUGGUCAGGGAGCUGCCAACCCUAGACCCGUCCACCAACCCCGAAAUCCGCGAGCCAUAGGUGCUCAUGACGAGCCAACCAUACAUAACAACCUUACGGGCAUUCGCGCACCACCGGGGGCGAACAACAACUUUGAGAUCAAGUCAAACUUGAUCAACAUGAUACAAUCUAACAAGUAUCAUGAACUGCCAAUGGAGGAUCCUCUAGAUCAUCUCCACACAUUUGACAUGCUUUGUGGGACUGUCAGGAUCAAUGGCAUUUCUGAAGAUGCUUUCAAACUCAAACUCUUCCCGUUUUCACUUGGAGACAGAGCACACUUAUGGGAGAAGACCCUACUUUCAAGCUCGGUCGAAACAUGGGACGAAUGCAAGAAAGUAUUUUUAACCAAGUUCUUUUCUACUUCUAGAACUGCACGACUCCGAAAUGAAAUCACUGGAUUCACACAGAAGGGACUUGAAAUCUUCGGAGAAGCAUGGGAGCGCUUCAAAGGCUACACACUGAAAUGCCCUCACCAUGAGUUUCGAUCAAGGCUUGAUACAGCGAGUAAUGGUCAUUUCUUAGGACGUGAGGAACAAGAUGGAAUGCAGUUAAUUGAGAACUUAGCCCUGACUGACUCCACCUACUGCGAUGACUAUGAUCGCUCAAACAUGGGUACUGUGACUCAAGAUGAGCAAGCUAGAAAGGAUUUAAAAGUGCUAAGAGGAGAGAUGGACCAACUUCUUCAGCUUCAGAAGAAACAAGUUCACUACAUUGGUGAAUAUGAUCAACAGCUGGUCCAAAUUGAGCCUCAAGAGGAAUUUGUGCAGAGUGUCCAGGAAGAAGUUAACUAUGUAGGAGGACAAGGAAACUACAAUCAAAACUUCAACUACAGAAAUCAGAACACUCAGAUCCCUCAAGGACUGAACACACUGCAAGACAACUUUCAAAACAAGCCUCAGUAUAUCCCUCAAGGCAACUACCAGCAGAAACCUUUCUAUAACAAUCAGCAAGGCAACUUCCAGCAAAAAGCCUACAACAACCCACCACUUGGUUUUUACCCUAAUAAGGGUAACCAACAAAACCAAGGUCAAAGAAGCUCCUCCAAUGCACCACCAACAGAAAGCAGUACGGAUUUCCUCCUCAAACAGCUUCUGGCCUCACAUGCCAAAUCUGAUAAAAGAAUUGAAGAUAUGGAUUCUAAGAUCACUGGAUCCUACGGAGCUCUCAAUUCUAGAAUGGAUGCUCUUGAAAAUCAGUUUACCACUAUGAACACAAAUUCUAAAAGGCUAAUGGGUUCACUCCCUGGAAAGCCCGAGCAAAACCCGAAAGAAUUCAUUGGGGCAAUCACACUGAGGAGUGGGAAAGAACUACCUUCAAGAGAUCUCAUUCGGGACAAUGAGAAACAGGAAGGGGAGGUGAUCAUCAAUGUGGAAGACAAUGUGGUGAUUUUGGAUGAGAAAAAGGAUGAGGAGAUCCUUCAGAAGAUUGUGGACUCAAAAGGAAAAGGGAAAGCAGUUGAAGAGAAAAAGGACACAACUGAGAAAGGAGACACUUCCACUGCAAAUGACACUCCAUUUGUGCCCCCUCCAUAUGAACCCAAGCUCUCAUUCCCUGGAAGAUUCAAGAAGCAGCUGGUUGACAACAAAUUUUUGAAAGAUGCAGUCAAGGAAAAACAGAAGAAGUUAGAAGGAAUGGUAGUGCUCACACAGGAGUGUAGUGCAAUCAUCACAAAGACUGAUGUUCCGAAGAAGUUAGAUGAUCCAAGAUGCUUCACUCUCCCAUGCUCUCUUGGACCCUUGAAGUUUGAAAAUUGUCUAUGCGAUCUUGGAGCAAGCAUCAGUCUGAUGCCACUUUCGGUAGCUAAGCGGCUUGGAUUCACUCAGUUUAAGAAGUGUCGCCUCUCUUUGGUACUGGCUGACAGAUCAGUAAGGUUGCCCAUUGGAAUACUUAAGGACCUUCCUGUCAUGGUUGGAAACUGUGAAGUACCCACUGACUUCGUCGUUCUUGAGAUGGACGAGGAACCCAAAGUCCCCUUGCUCUUUGGUAGACCAUUCCUUGCUACUGCAGGAGCUGUCAUUGAUGUAAAGAAUGGCAAGAUAGAUCUUCAUCUUGGGAAAAAGAAUGUUUUGAAAUUUGAUAUCAGAGAUAUGAUGAAGAAGUCUACAAUAGAAGCGCAAGUCUUUUACAUAGAAACCAUGGAUGCACUCGCUGACGAGUUUCUGGAAGAGCUGGCUAUUAAAGACUCCCUUCAGCAUGCUCUUACCAUUGAAAAAGAAGAUCAACUGAUCGAGAGCAAGAAAAGCGAUGAGUACUCAAGGAGGAUGGACUCUUGCAAGAUGGCAGAGGAUGCAGAUCAGUUCAUGGACUUACCAGAGAUCAAUCACCAUGCCCACUCAGUGGAACAACGGGAUGAAGCUCUCAACGAUGAUUGGAGUGAGCUCAAAGCCCCAAAGGUGGACCUGAAACCGCUUCCCAAUGGGCUCAGGUACGCUUUUCUUGGACCAAAUGAAACUUAUCCAGUGAUUGUGAAUGAUGAUCUCACUGAUGAUGAAUUGUCUUUACUCUUGAAUGAACUGAGAAAAUAUAGAAAGGCAAUUGGUUACUCUCUAGAUGAUAUUAGAGGAAUUUCACCUUCACUUUGCAUGCACAGGAUACACUUAGAAGAUGAAUCAAUGACUUCUAUAGAACAUCAAAGAAGGUUGAAUCCCAACCUGAAAGAUGUUGUUAAGAAAGAGAUUCUAAAACUUUUGGAUGCAAGGAUAAUCUAUCCUAUUUCUGAUAGUACCUGGAUUUCCCCCGUCCAUGUUGUGCCAAAGAAGGGUGGAAUCACUGUGGUUAGGAAUGAAAAAGAUGAAUUAAUUCCAACUAGAACAAUCACAGGUCAUCGAAUGCGCAUUGACUAUAGGAAAUUAAACUCUGCAUCUAGAAAAGAUCAUUUUCCUUUGCCAUUCAUUGAUCAAAUGCAUGAGCGUCUUACUAACCACCCCUAUUAUUGCUUUCUUGAUGGAUACUCGGGAUUCUUCAAAAUCCCCAUACAUCCCAAUGAUCAGGAGAAAACGACUUUCACCUGUCCGUAUGGUACCUUCGCAUAUCGAAGUAUGCCAUUUGGAUUGUGUAAUGCACCAGCAACCUUUCAAAGGGCUAUGAUGUCGAUUUUCUCUGAUCUUAUUGAGGAAGUUGUGGAGGUAUGCAUGGAUGACUUCUCUGUAUAUGGUUCUUCUUUUGCCUCGUGUUUGUCUAAUCUGUGCAGGAAAGGCAUAGAGGUUGAUCAGGCUAAGAUUGAUGUCAUGAUGGGUUUACAACCGCCAACAUCUGUGAAGGGGAUCAGAAGUUUCCUUGGACAUGCAGGCUUCUACAGGCGCUUCACAAAAGACUUCUCGAAAGUAGCGCGGCCAUUGACCCGACUCUUGUGCAAAGAAACUGAGUUCUGUUUCAGCCAGGAAUGCCUUGAAGCAUUCAACAAGAUGAAGAAUGAUCUGGUGUGCGCCCCUAUUGUUCAACCGCCUGAUUGGGACUUUCUUUUCGAGAUCAUGUGCGAUGCCAGCGACUAUGCUGUUGGGGCGGUGUUGGGGCAAAGGAAAGGCAAUAAAUCUCAUGUGAUCUACUAUGCUAGUCGCACUCUUGAUGAAGCACAUGUGAACUAUACCACCACAGAGAAAGAGCUUCUAGCAGUGGUCUUUGCAUUUGAAAAAUUCAGAAGCUAUCUGGUUGGAUCAAAGGUAGUUGUCUAUACAGAUCAUGCUACUUUAAGACAUCUACUGGCAAAGAAAGAGGCAAAGCCAAGACUUCUGAGAUGGAUCUUACUACUCCAGGAGUUUGAUCUUGAAAUUAAGGAUAGGCCAGGAGUGGAAAACAGUGUAGCUGAUCAUCUGUUCAGGUUGAGAAUUGAAGGAGGGGUUCCUAUUGAUGAGGGACUCCCUGAAGAGCAAAUAAUGGCUAUCAAAGCAGUUGAUUUUGCUUACAAGAUUAGAGAAAGGUUAGAAGAGGCCAAGGCAUUGGAAGAAAGAUUACCUUGGUAUGCAGACUUGGUGAACUACUUAGCUUCUGGGAAAGAACCGUUGGGGCUUGAAGGAUAUCAGAGGAAGAAAUUCUUCAAGGGCGUCAAGAGAUACUUUUGGGAUGAGCCAUAUCUCUAUACGCUGUGUAAGGAUCAGCUUUACAGAAGAGUUGUAGCUGAGGAAGAAAUAUGCGACUCAUGCCAAAGAAGAGGUAACAUCAGUAAGAGAAACGAGAUGCCUCAGAAUCCAUUUCUGGAAGUUGAGGUGUUUGAUGUCUGGGGCAUAGACUUCAUGGGGCCAUUUCCCAUGUCUUUCGGAAACAAAUAUAUCUUGGUGGCUGUCGAUUACGUAUCCAAAUGGGUUGAGGCAAUUGCUAGUCCAACCAAUGAUUCCAGAGUAGUCAUCAAGAUGUUCAAGACCAUCAUCUUUCCUAGAUUUGGAGUCCCAAGAGUUGUGAUCAGUGAUGGAGGAUCUCACUUUAUCAACAAAAUAUUCGAGAGCUUAAUGAAAAAGAAUGGGGUUAAGCAUAAGGUAGCAACACCUUACCACCCUCAGACUAGUGGACAGGUUGAGGUUUCCAACAGGGAGAUUAAAGCCAUCCUGGAGAAAACUGUGGGAACAACAAGGAAAGACUGGUCUGUGAAGUUGGAUGAUGCACUCUGGGCAUACAUAACAGCUUUCAAAACACCACUUGGGACAACGCCUUUCAACUUUGUCUACGGAAAGUCUUGCCACCUUCCGGUCGAGCUUGAAUACAAAGCCUUGUGGACUGUUAAGCUCCUGAACUUCAACAUCAAAACCGCCAAGGAGAAGAGACUGAUCCAGUUGCAUGAGCUACAUGAAAUCAGGCUUGAUGCCUUUGAAAGCUUUAGGAUUUACAAAGAGAAGACUAAGGCUUUCCAUGAUAAGAAGAUCUUAAGGCGAGAAUUCAAGGCUGGUGAUCAAGUACUGUUGUUUAACUCUCGGUUGAAGAUUUUUGCCGGAAAACUCAAGUCAAGGUGGUCAAGACCUUUUGUGAUCAAGGAAGUAAGACCGUAUGGAGCUGUGGUGUUGACAGGAAAGCGUGGAGAAGAUUUUACAGUGAAUGGUCAAUGUUUAAAGCUCUACAUGGCUGAUCAGGAGAUUGGUGAGGAAGCCUCGGUUCCUCUCUCUGAACCAAUCCCAGCCUAA
Brassica oleracea var. oleracea is the source of this 5214-nucleotide messenger RNA. RefSeq lists its product as uncharacterized. The record is from RefSeq and is a predicted model, not a curated record. Gene Ontology annotation, biological process: DNA integration. The transcript is spliced from 5 exons. Lineage: Eukaryota; Viridiplantae; Streptophyta; Magnoliopsida; Brassicales; Brassicaceae. Gene Ontology annotation, molecular function: nucleic acid binding. Bases 1 to 5214 code for a protein of 1737 amino acids.